CGUCGAACUUUGAUGACGCAGUUACCCUCCUCCCUCAUUUCCUGUCGUUUGGUAGUUUUGGAUGAGACAUUCAGACAGCCUUCGCUACUGGGAUUAUCCAUGCCGUGGAAUAAUAUCGAUAAAGGGUAACGGUGUGAUGCCGCCAUCCAUCAGUGCAGGGGGGCAGGAUGUGAUGUAACCCCCCACCUCUGCCCAACAUGUUUGAAGUAAAACCACGAGCGGUGGCGAAGAAGGAGUCCAGCACCGAGACAGAUGAGGGCCUGGGCAGCAGUAGUCGGCAUUAUUCUGGCUCGGUGGGUUCUGGAUCAGUGGGGUCCGGGUCCUUCUACUUGUCAGACAGCCAGGAUUGGGUGGUUUCCCCAAGUUGCUCACCAGAUGAAGGCUCCACCCAGCACAACGCCAUUUCCCCCAUCCUGGCAGAGGAGACUUUCCGCUACAUGACAUAUCUUGCUUUGGAACACCCCUCUCAUUCCCACCCUGCCUCACAAAGCCUCUCCAAAGUCCUGGCCUCUGAUCGCGUGGAGCAGAUGACCAAGACCUACAAUGACAUCGAAGUGGUCACUCACCUGCUCGCUGAGCGGGACAGAGACCUGGAACUGGCAGCUCGGAUCGGACAGUCGCUUCUUCAGAGGAACCACCUGCUGCAGGAGCGCAAUGAGGCUGUGGAGGAACAACUAGCACAAGCUCUGGACCAGGUACACCAGCUGCAGCAUGAGCUCAGUAAGAAGGAUGAGUUGCUGCGAAUGGUGGCCAAUGCCUCAGAGGAGUGUGAGGCAGACUCUAGUGUGUCAACCCCAGUGAGGCAGCAUCCGUUAGCCGGAGGAACCACCGCCAUUGCCGCACUCGGCCAGCUGGAGUCAAUGCAGUGUAAGCUGCAGGAACUGGAAGAGGAGAACCUGGCUCUGAGGUCUGAGGCUUGCCAGCUGAAGCGAGACACCAUCACCUAUGAGGAGAAGGAGCAGCAGCUUGUGAGUGACUGCGUCAAGGAGCUACGCGAGUCCAACAGCCAGAUGGUGUCUAUGACUGACGAACUGUCCCAAAAGAACGAGGAGCUGGUCCGACACCAGGAGGAGAUUGCUCAGUUGCUCUCCCAGAUUGUGGAGCUGCAACACAGAGUCAAAGAGCUGGCUUUGGAGAAAGAGGAGCUGAGGAUCCACUUGCAGGCUUCCAAAGACGCACAGCGGCUGCUCACGGCGGAGUUGAACGAGCUGGCAGAGAGGAAUGCAGAGUGUGCAGAGAUGCUCCAUGAGUCCCAGGAGGAGAUGAGGGAGCUUCGCAACAAAAACACCCCCUCCUCUGGGAUGCGACGACACCUCUCCUAUGGGGCCUUCCCCAUGGAUUCACUGGCUGCAGAGAUUGAGGGAACUAUGAGGAGAGAGCUUAGUGUUGAAGAAGAAACUGCAUUUCAAGACCAAAGAAUCUCCCACAAACGAGUUUUUCAGACAGUCCGCUCUGUCAACGCUUCAACAUCCCGGCCAAGCUCGGCCACCCCCCCAAUUCCCGGUUCUCGUCAGAACUCUCUGGUGAUGACUGCACAGCCAUUCCAGUCUGCUCGAGGGGAUGAGAUUCCCAUUGGCCAGCCGGGCUCUCCGGGUGGAAAUGACCUCACCAAAGCCCUCCAUCGUUUGUCACUGCGACGGCAGAACUUUUUAUCGGAGCACCAGUUUUUCAAGGCGGAGCGUGAGAAGAAGCUGCAGGCCCUGACUGCAGCGGAGUCUCAUGAGGCGGGCAGCAGCUGCAGCUCGCCGAUGGGCAGCGCAUUCUCCUCCUUUUCCAACCUCUCAGAACUCUCCUUAGGUUCCAGCAUCUUCAAGACCUUCCUACCGGAGAAGCUUCAGAUUGUCAAGCCCAUGGAAGGCUCGCUGACGCUCCAUCACUGGCAGCAGCUGGCCAAACCUCACCUGGCCACCAUUUUAGACCCACACCCAGGCGUCGUCACCAAGGGGUUCCGCCCGCUUGCACAGGAUGCUGUCUACCACCUCACUGACAUGGAAGAAGAUGAGGAAUAUGAAGCAAUGGGAGAGAAAGAGGAGGCUGGUGUCUUAGAGAAAGGUGCAGCAGAGAGAGGCAAAGAUGAAGAAGAGGAGGAGGAAGGAGGCAUUGUCUUUAAAGUGCACUGUUCAUCUACGCCGGGGGAGAAGAAGGACCGAAAGCAGUCAACCGCGUGUCGUCCUGCCGCUCCUCUGUCACCCUGUGUGGCUGAGACCUCCAGCUCAUCAGCUCACCUUCAUCCAAAUGUCUCCACAUCAACAGUCCAAUGCAGCACGUCUGCUUCAGUCCAAAAUCCAGUCAAAUGUCAGAGCUCCACAUUCUCCACCUACACUUUCACCAUGUGCCGGAUCCUGCACCCGAGUGACAUCACACAAGUCACUGCAAGUUCACAGUCGUCUCUCAAUGCCAACACACCCAGCUCUAUGAGGACUGGACCCAGUACCCCCCUGACCCCCUGCCGACUCAGUCUUGGAGACUCCUUCCCAGCUCGCCGCCCCGCUGUGGCCACCGGGGGCUUGGCCAAGUUGGUCCUGGAACGAGGCAUCUCUGCACAGGUCUCCACAGAAACCCCUCCAUCAUGUCCAAAGCCACUGCCCCAGCGGCCUCUCCUCCGCUUACUUCCAGGUACGCCUCCCAACUCCCCCUUGCACUCGCCCGAGUGCCGCCAGCACUCUGCUGACAAUUUUCUGGCAUCAAGGCCAGCGGAGCUUUUUCUGCAAGAUGUUUACGGCUUGAAUCUAGGCCGUGCCUCACAUCCCGACCUACCCAGCCCGCUCCGGGAAACCCCUGCACGCGGGUCGCUCCCAGACCCGCUCAAUGUGAGCUUACUGGAGAGACUGCGGCACCUGGGGUUCACAAAGGUCCUCCAGGCCUCUGAGUCGCACCAGGACUCGGCCACCUUUGUGUCGGCAGGUGGCGGGAGCCUCCUAGAUGGUCUGAGGCGCAACCAGAGCCUCCCGGCAAUGAUCGGCGCACGAGCUGGCAAGUCAGCAGGUCGCCCGACACCUCCCGCUCACCCCACCUCCCUGGCUCUGCCCCCACCACCCUGGGGAAACCUCAAACAAAGAUGCACAAAGGGCACCUUGAAUGCACCACCACGUUCAGGUGAAUGUUGAUGGGGAGAGGACAUCCAACAGAACAAGAACCCAAGUCCACCGUUCCCUUAGGUCCACUUCUAGCUCAUGUGAGCUCUUUCUGGCGUCCCUUCCGUUUUAAUGAGAUGAUUUUAAAGCACAACAGAUUUUAAGACUUCUCAGGGCAUUGAAUCGAUCACAAGUGGACUGUUGAGGUUGUCUGAGAAGAUGUUUCUUCAUCUAUCCACGCAGGCUUCACCAGUUCAUGCUUAAAGACUAGAUAGGAGAACUCUGGUAUGAUAGGACAGACUGUAGUUUGAUAGGAAAGAUCAAAAACUCUGAUGCUGAACAUCCAAGAGAACCUGAACAGUCCAAUUGGAUUUGUGGUUCAAUGACCUGCAGGAAUGAGAGCAUGGACAUAUUUUUAUUGACCGUAUUAGUUGCGUCUUUACAUCUGCCAUGGAACCUGUUUAAGUCGACAUGUCGAUAGCGCUCUGAGUCGGUAGGACACCUGUUGAAGUCGGCAGCUGUCUGAGUCAUACUGGAGCUGUCCUAUCAAAGACUAGGUUACAGCUCUAGUUUGGGUCGGGCUAUGUUGACAUUGUCCUAAUGUCUGUGGCCAAAGUCAUUAUCAAAGUAAUAACCACUUUUGUUUCAGUUCUGUCGACAGCUGUUUAUCUCAACUUAACCGGUUCCACUGCACAAGAUUGUAGCUAAUACCUGAGUGCAGGGGUGUCAAAACUCCAAAAGGGAGGUGCGGGCUGCACUUUGGUCACCCCUGCCUUAGCGGGCUUGUUGUACGUACAUUUUUGAGAGGCUUUGGAUGUCUGUGAAGAUGGAAGAUACACUAUAUGAAGAUAAAUAUCGAUAAAUAUUACUGUAGUGCCAGCACCACAGUCUCGGAAAACAAAGCGGCUUUCCCUCGAACAGAGAAGUUGGCAUAGAAUCAACCAAAAUGUCUCCUUGAGAUGAAGAAUUAAGAGUGAGGACAGUAUCUCAAUACUUGAGUCAUUCAUCCAUUUUCAAUACCACUUCAUUUGGGGCCAGAGGCAGGGGACCCUGAGGCUGACAUGCAAACCACUGGGCCUUACCGGAGUCAUGUAGUGUAACUUGAAUGUGAAUAGAAGGUUAUGUGCACGUGGAUUGGAAAGAGAAGCAGAAGUGUUUUAUUUAGGGUUUGAGGAAAUGGGAAUGGAGUGGUUUUAAGGGCUUCGUAGUGUUGGUCUGUAUUGACUGUAAUGACAUUUAGAAGAAACAUGGUUCACUAGAGUUAGUGCUCACCUCCAAAAUUCCAUAAUUCAUACGUUUGACAUCUCCAACAGCCUUUUUGCAGCCUCCAUUUCCUAGCAUGCACCCUGCAGAUGGGCAGGACUUGGAAAGCAAGGUCUGAACCAGUUUUUAUUGCCUGUGUUGAUGUUUUGUUUUUUUUUUUUUAAAAAAAGGUAAGCGCCUUAAAGAAGAAACCAGCUGUGUUGCUCUCAAGCCUUCACCCGUGCUCUUUUUAUUAUUUGCACUUUUCCUUUUCAGCCCAAGAACAAUUGUCAUGUAUAGUUUAAAAAAAAAAAAAACACUGGAGCUGUGUCUCAAAUGGAAUACUUCCAUCAGUACACUUAUCACUUGAGUGUCCCAAAUCCAUGACUGUUGGUGCGCACCUCCGAAAAAUGGCCAUCUCAGUAUUCACCAGCUUCUUCUUCUCCUUCUCUCCUCCUUUUAUGGUGAAUUGCAACCACUCCAGUUAGGGUGGUAAGCGUCCGUCAGUGGAAGUACGCACGUCCGCCAUUUGAGACGCAGCCCCAGUGCAUUGUUUCCUAAAACAGUAAAGAAAUGUUCCUUUUAAUUUUCUGCCUCCAACACAAACCGUCCAGGUUACUGAGUUCCACUGAGUUACCUUGUAUUUAAACUUUAUUUUCACUAUAUAGACGGAUGAGAACGACUUAACCAUAACAAUGUCAACUAACGUGUAGACCAGGGCCAACACUUUUUUCUAAUAUUAGAGAAAUGGAAUACUCUGGUUUUUAUGUGUGUUUUUAUAUUUUUUAUUUAUCCCAAUUUGUAACACAGAUAUUUAAUAUUGCUGUGUUUUGAAGGCUGUGUCUCAAAUGGAAUAUUGCUGUCAGUACACUUCAAGUAUACUGUGUACACUGUGUACUUUGUUGCUUGGUGCUCCAAAAUUAACAGUGAGGCUCUGUCCCAAAUCCAGUGAUGUGCGGUCAAGUUCGGGCUCAUGAUGUUUUGGUUUUUUUUUGUUAAUACAAUUUGCUCAUUAAGAGGACAACAAGACCCAUUUAUUAUAAUUUAUUUUAUCUACUGAAAAAACAUUUGGUCUUCCAGUUUUAGGUACCCUCAUCCCUUUGUUAUAUCAAGGUUCAAACAUCUCUCCCUCUAUGGCAUUUUUACAAAAAAAAAAUCAUUAAUUCAUAAAUGAUUGCUAUUUCGUAGUUAUCUACCACCUAUUAUUCUUCGAAACAAAUGCGUAGUAAGCAAUUGUUCAGUAUUCUCGGCCUAAAUUAAGCAUUUUCUAGCAUUAUAAUGCUUGAAGAUACAAAUCCAAGAUGUUGAUAAACUGUACUACACUGGCCACUAGGUGUCACUAGUAAUACGCACCAGACUUUAUCGCCAAACCUUUGAUGGCAUUACCUGUCGCACACAAAAGCUUCAGUCUUAUUUAGGUCCUAAAUGGCUCAUCUUCCAUGAUUAUGUCUAAUAUAUUGGUUAGGAAAAGUAGCGAUACUUUUGUUGUAAAAGCCUGAUCACCUGCUGGUGAGCUUAGAUAUGAAAUCCUCCAUCUUGGCAGUCAAAUUCAUUAAGUCAUUCAGCACAGUAUAAAAAUACCUUUAAUGCAUUUGAUUUGCUGCUGUUGCUGUCUAGAAAAAUGGAAGGAUGGCAGUGAUGAGCACCAUCUAGCUCAUGUACACUCCCUUCAGGAAGUGGAGAGUACUGCAUGCAACUCCCAUGUUACAGGACUUGCACACUAGAACUAUUUCUGUCCUGUAUCUAAAUGUGCCAAUUAAGUGAUAUUUACUUAAAAUGUUAAACUAUUGGACUUGUAUAGAAAUAAUAUAUAUUUUUUAAAUAAUGCUUCCCCUGACCGCAAAUUAUUGUCCUCGUACAUAUUUAUCUUUUUUUGUUUGCUAUUUUCUAGCGCUACAGGUUGAUCCUGAGCCAACUUCAUUUCAAGUUAGUACCUCCCUUUUUGUUACAUCGCCAAGAUGGCGACUAUUGGGUGUGGAAAGUGUCCAUCAUUACACAUUUUGACCACCGCAUUUCAACCCACUUCUCAGUAUGACGACACUUAUGCACUCAAAAGACCAAGUGUAAGUACACAAGUGCACCAAUUGAGACACAGCCGUGGCAGUUUUCAAGAUUUGUGUGUUUUUGUCACAUGGUUAGAGCUUAUUAUGGCACAAUUUUCUGUAAACAACUCCGGGCUGAUUAAUGACUUGUUUCUUUUUAACAAUAAAGCAGAGGAAAAUAAAUAUUUGAUCUGUGUGGAGAUGCUUUAU
This is a messenger RNA of Doryrhamphus excisus (bluestripe pipefish), 6568 nucleotides long. RefSeq names its product trafficking protein, kinesin binding 2 (gene trak2). The record is from RefSeq and is a predicted model, not a curated record. Gene Ontology annotation, molecular function: myosin binding; GABA receptor binding. Lineage: Eukaryota; Metazoa; Chordata; Actinopteri; Syngnathiformes; Syngnathidae. Gene Ontology annotation, biological process: anterograde axonal transport of mitochondrion; protein targeting; neurogenesis. Gene Ontology annotation, cellular component: dendrite; cytoplasmic vesicle; mitochondrion.